AUGGAUUCGUUUAUAAAAAUACGCGGCGUCGAUAGCGUAGGAGAAGCUAGACAGUCUGAUGAUAAAGAAGAAAAAUGGUCAAACGCAAACCAAGCCACGUUCUGGAUGGCGAGAUCUAUGAGGAACUUCGCGAUGACUAAGCAAACCAAGGAGCGAGUAAAAUUAUUAAAUACGCUAUUCGAGAGCAGAUACACACAAUCAGCUAGAUCUCGCUUGUGCCCGGAUACGAUUGUUGCCGAAAACGUGAUAACGAAACAGUACCUCGCAAGCUCUGGCGCAGUGGAGGAUAAUGCAUAUGUUUCCCGAUUUCUCCAGCUGUGCAUAAAACGUGAUAACGAAACAGUACCUCGCAACGUUGUGGUCAAGCUCUGGCGCAGUGGAGGAUAA
Molecule: messenger RNA, 387 nt
Organism: Opisthorchis viverrini
Lineage: Eukaryota; Metazoa; Platyhelminthes; Trematoda; Opisthorchiida; Opisthorchiidae
Exons: 1
Coding region: 1-387 (128 amino acids)
Source: RefSeq, a predicted model, not a curated record